Caenorhabditis remanei is the source of this 1422-nucleotide messenger RNA. RefSeq lists its product as uncharacterized. The transcript is spliced from 5 exons. The record is from RefSeq and is a predicted model, not a curated record. NCBI's taxonomy places the organism in Eukaryota, Metazoa, Nematoda, Chromadorea, Rhabditida, Rhabditidae. The coding region runs from base 1 to 1422 and encodes 473 amino acids.
AUGAAGAUUGUUCUUUCCAUUUUAGCUACUUCUGUUUUAUUUGUGAAGGCAGGAUUUCAUGAAGAAUGUCAGCAAACUCUUCGUGAAGGUCGUCUUCGAGUUGAGACCAUCGCUGAGAAAUUAGCAUCUCGAGAAAUCGACCGUCUCGUUUCACUGAUGUCCAAAUCAAAAGACCAAAUCAAAUCAUACAAAGACGAGAGUUUGAAUCUCUCUCCAAAACUCCAAGAUCUCAUUAAAAUCCGAGAUGGUCAACCACCAUGUCCUCAACCAAAUGCAACAAUGUUCACAACUUCAACUACUACAACUACUCCGAAACCAACUACAACUGCUCCAGCAACAACUGCAGCUGACACUACGACCAAUGGAAAUACUGACGGAGCUACAUCCGGGUCUCCAGCAGGAUCCACGUCAUCUGCUCCAGCAGGAUCCACGUCACCUGCUCCAAUGAGUUCUGCGGCUCCAGAAGUGGUAGAAGAAAUAAAGAAGGGAAAAGAUGAAGAGAAGAUUAGUGAAAAGUUCAAUCCAAGUAAAUUGUAUGUUACGAGAACAAACGAUAUGGAUCCAUUCUCCUGGUAUAUGAAAACUCUGCAUUAUUAUAUGAAACGCGAGUCCGAAGUCUGCAACAACCAAAUCACUAACCUGAACUCCGUCACCGAAGACCAGUUGUUCGGAUAUUUUUCCACGUUGGCAGCCGCCCAUCCUGGACCAUUUUGCUCCCUUUGCCAUCGCUUCACUGAAGAAAUCCACUCGAAAGUACUCAAACCGAAUAGUCUUCUGAUUGCUGAUGAUGAAUACCAUAUUUCCCAUUUACUCUAUAAUCAUUUCCCAUCUCCAAAAUCUAUUUGUACUGCAAUUGCUCCUGGAUGUGAUGAGGAUUACGCUUUGAAAGUUGGAAAUCUAACGGAAUCUGUGGUUUGCCUCGAAUGCACCGCCUGUAUGUCAAUUACGAAUGUCCUUCAACACAAAAUAUUCUUGCAACCGGCAAUGCUUGAUCAGGUUUACAAUUGGCUUAGAGGAAAUCUCUUCCAUAAUAUAUGCGCAGAGUUAUGCCUUGCAUUCCAAGGUCUCGAUAUUCCACUUUUCCCACAUGGAUUAACCUAUGAUGGUUGCCAGAAUGUAAUGAAAAAGAAGUUUUAUCAACUAAUUGAUGUGGCAACUGUAAUUACACGACCUGAAAGAUUCUGUAGUUUGGAAAUUCAAUGGUGUGAGCUGAAUGAGCAACCAAAUGCUCUCCAUUGCCUCAGGGAACUGUGCCAAGAAUACUUCAAAGAUACUCCACAAACUCGUUGGCUCUGCAGUCAAAUACCAGAUCGUCCAGAGCAAGCAGACGCUUUUCUCAAUAUUCACCAAACGAAAGUACGGAAAGAGAAGAAAGAUUAUCAUGUGAAGUUCCAGCAAAGAAAUCUUCAUGAUGAACUUUAG